AUGGAGGCAGCUCCGCUUACACUGGCCCAUACACACGCGAGAAAUGCGGCACUCGAGACCCGCAAGUCGAAUCCCGUUGCCGCCAGCGAGGAACAUGACUUGGCUGCCGGUGAAUUCGCUACAGCUGCUCAGAAUAGCUCUGACCCAGAGGCCCUCCGAACCCUGCGGCUACUCGAACACCAGCACAAGACUUUGGCCGAAAUCUUGAGAUUUCAACAUGAGCAUCCUGCUAGUAUAACAGAGGAGAAUCCGGCAACCUUCCCUUCGAACGUUGCAGCCCAACCCUCAGGCAUAGACCCCGGUAACAUCAAAGCCACCAGCCAGGAUGCUCAAUACCAGCCGCCGAAACUACCAGGAAUGCCUCGGAUGUCAAGUCGUGAAUCAUCAUCUAUAGCCAGCAACUUGGCCUCAGCUCGUGGUAUACCUUCGCAUCCCCGUCGUGGGUCACCGGUGUCACCAACCCUUUCUGCCCAGCAAGCCGGAGCGAAGAUGACGGAGGGAUCGAGGGCCACAUCCGAUUGCGAGAGGUUCCAAAUAAGGAAACGCCAGAGCCGAGCAUCUGCGCCCAAACAAAUGUGGUCUCCUCAAAUGCCCAUUCCUACAGAGAUUACCUCCCAUGAAGUCGUACCAGCAAACACCCCUUCCAGACCCAGAUCCUCGACAAGUGACGAGGGUUUCCAGCGUUUCUACUCCACGUUUGAAGGACUGAUCUCUAAAAUCUCAGCACCGCUAGCAUUUGCUGGCCUUCCACUAUUAUCAGAGGACCCGGCUAAGGCUGCAUCCGCAAACCGAAAGUCGUCUGCUGAGACUAAACUAGAUCGCCAUCAUGCAACUUCAGACCGAUCUUCUUCUACCGUGGAGCCAGACGUGAGUCGUCUGUUCUCUCCAGCAGCUCUGCGAUCGAUUCGGGAUACGCCGGGAGGCGCCCUAGGGAACCCCGCUGAGUCCUUCUAUGUUGUUCCUACGUCAGGAGGAACGAUGUCAUACGCAGGAAUCCUCACACGAGCAGAGAAGGAGGCGCGCCGCAAUAGCUUGGAUGAGGCAGAUGACGAAUUUGUUGAUGCACGGGAAGCACCAGCGUCACCAGAGAUGCGCCAGAGUACGGGCAAUUCUCGCAGUGGACGUCGAGGUGCGCCAGAGAAACUCAUGAACCAGAACACCAAGACCGUCGAAGAACUACAGAUGGAGAAUCAAGCACUGAAACAACUGUCCGAUACUCUUUCAAAGCGACUGCACAUGUGGGAAGUCAAUGCACAGUCAUCAUCUAUGGCACUUCAACAGUCACUGAGAUUCAUGCAUCAUCAUACCACUGGAUCUCCAGAGCAACUGACACAUGGCUCCUCAGCUGCAGUAUCUCCGGCGGCCCAAAUUUCCACGGCACCAGCAAAUUCCGAUAUAGACCCGAAGAUCAAGGAGCUAGAGGAACUUGCCCGUCGCAAACAGGAUGAUCUGGAUCGUAUUACGCAGGAGAACGAAAAAUUGAAGAAUGUCCUUGGACGGUACCGUGAUCGUUGGGAGAAGUUGAAAGAGGGUGCCAAAACACGAAGAGCCGAGGGUCGUCCAGUCGAUGGCCAGAGCAGUCAACGACCAGAUAUUCCAGUCUCUCCGCAUCCAGACGCCGAUUCCUCUCACCAAGCGGUUGGCCGCAAUGCUUCUGGAUCAGAUACUGGAGGUAACGCAGAUGCAGGACCUUGA
This is a messenger RNA of Penicillium maclennaniae, 1695 nucleotides long. RefSeq lists its product as uncharacterized. The transcript is spliced from 4 exons. The record is from RefSeq and is a predicted model, not a curated record. Lineage: Eukaryota; Fungi; Ascomycota; Eurotiomycetes; Eurotiales; Aspergillaceae. Bases 1 to 1695 code for a protein of 564 amino acids.